Molecule: messenger RNA, 1295 nt
Organism: Nanorana parkeri
Lineage: Eukaryota; Metazoa; Chordata; Amphibia; Anura; Dicroglossidae
Product: actin, alpha cardiac muscle 1-like
Exons: 1
Coding region: 69-1202 (377 amino acids)
Biological process (GO): heart contraction; actin-myosin filament sliding; actin filament organization
Cellular component (GO): actin filament; sarcomere
Molecular function (GO): myosin binding
Source: RefSeq, a predicted model, not a curated record
UUGCAGCUGCAGCAUACACCACCUGUCUUUCCAGUUAACACGUUUUAAGAUCUCUGCUACAUUCAACCAUGUGUGACGACGAAGAGACCACUGCUUUGGUCUGCGACAACGGCUCAGGCUUGGUAAAGGCUGGAUUUGCAGGAGAUGAUGCACCCAGAGCUGUAUUCCCAUCCAUUGUGGGUCGCCCCCGCCACCAAGGUGUCAUGGUGGGCAUGGGACAGAAGGACUCCUAUGUUGGUGAUGAGGCCCAGAGCAAAAGAGGCAUUCUCACUCUGAAGUAUCCCAUUGAGCACGGCAUCAUCACUAACUGGGAUGACAUGGAGAAAAUCUGGCACCACACAUUUUACAAUGAGCUCCGUGUGGCUCCAGAAGAGCAUCCCACUUUGCUUACUGAAGCUCCACUAAACCCAAAAGCAAACAGAGAAAAGAUGACACAAAUCAUGUUUGAGACCUUCAACGUUCCUGCAAUGUAUGUCGCUAUCCAGGCUGUCCUGUCUCUGUAUGCCUCCGGUCGUACAACUGGUAUUGUGCUGGACUCUGGAGAUGGUGUCACACACAAUGUCCCCAUCUAUGAAGGCUACGCUCUUCCCCAUGCCAUUAUGCGUCUAGAUCUGGCUGGUCGUGAUCUGACAGACUAUCUUAUGAAGAUCCUUACAGAGCGUGGGUAUUCCUUUGUGACAACAGCUGAAAGGGAAAUUGUUCGGGACAUCAAAGAAAAGCUGUGCUAUGUAGCUUUGGACUUUGAAAAUGAAAUGGCCACAGCUGCAUCAUCCUCUUCCCUAGAAAAGAGCUAUGAGCUGCCUGAUGGUCAAGUCAUUACCAUUGGCAAUGAACGUUUCCGAUGCCCUGAGACCAUGUUCCAGCCAUCCUUCAUUGGUAUGGAAUCUGCAGGUAUUCAUGAGACAACCUACAACAGCAUCAUGAAGUGCGACAUUGACAUACGCAAAGACCUCUACGCCAACAAUGUCCUUUCAGGUGGAACCACCAUGUACCCAGGUAUUGCUGAUCGCAUGCAGAAGGAAAUCACUGCCCUUGCUCCAAGCACCAUGAAGAUCAAAAUUAUUGCACCACCUGAGCGCAAAUACUCUGUCUGGAUUGGAGGUUCCAUCCUGGCUUCACUGUCCACCUUCCAGCAGAUGUGGAUCAGCAAGCAAGAGUAUGAUGAGGCUGGACCUUCUAUUGUCCACCGCAAGUGCUUCUAAAUGUGUUUAUGUGGUACAAUAUUCUUUAUUUUUAACGCUAUGCCUUAAAACUUAGACAUUACACAACUUGUGGACUGGAAACUAAAAAGGAGA